Molecule: messenger RNA, 666 nt
Organism: Oldenlandia corymbosa var. corymbosa
Lineage: Eukaryota; Viridiplantae; Streptophyta; Magnoliopsida; Gentianales; Rubiaceae
Source: the annotation of a GenBank genome assembly
AUGGCCACAGAAACCGUGAUUCAGCCGCCGCCACCGCCGUCGUCCUCCAUUCUCCGCCGCAUUAUCAAAUUCGACACCGCCCUUUCCCUCCGCCUCUACAAUCUCACUCACUCUAUCCUACCAUACUCGCUUCUCAAAUCCCUCGAAUACUCCGGCGAUGGCCGCCUCUUCUUUCCUAUAAUUAUAUCCCUCCUCCUCUACCCUUUCUUCACCGCCGCGGCUCCGGCGAAGCCGCCGACAGAUCCUUUCCUAGUAAACCUCUUUAUCGGAGGCCUUCUCGAUAUCAUCCUCAUUGGCCUGCUCAAGCAUUUUAUCCGCCGUCCCCGGCCCGUCUAUAACAAGAACAUGUUUUUAUCUUUCGCCGUUGACCACUGGUCGUUCCCUAGUGGCCAUAGCUCUAGGGUUGCGUUUAUUGCUACACUUUUCUACUUUUACUCGGAUUGGGUCCGGAAUUUCUGGAUGACAUCGGAAUUCGGUCUUCCAUUCUUGGCGGAGUACUUCGUGUUGAUCGUUGUCUCGUGGGCAGUGGUAACUUCGGUUUCCCGGGUUCUUCUUGGGAGGCAUUUUGUGUUUGAUGUUUUAGCUGGAAUGUGGUUAGGAUUUCUUGAAGGCUUUUUUGUGUUUCGGGUUUUCAACUAUCAUAAUCUCAGCCAGUUUUUCAGGUAG